AUGGCUGCGGCGCUAGCGCGCCUGCUCUUCGGCUGGAGUCGUGCCGUCGUGCCCCAAGCCCAAGCCCUGGAAUCCGACUUCGAUAUCCUCACACACUACCCCAUACCUCAAUCACACCAAGCGCCCACCCCGGCCACCCAGCCCGAGGGCAGCUUCGUCAUGGACUCUACGUCCAUCAUGAUGCCCACUUCACCGGGCCAUGUGGUCUCUCUCCCACUCACAAACGGCCAUGGGUCUCCGUACGCGGCCGACACAACAAUGACAAACGGUCUGGCGCCCCAUAGUGACAGCGAUAUCUCCAACGCCCACGAAGCUGCCGCAUCGGAGCCAGCCUCUGAUGCCGAUGCACCUGGCGAGGACGACGACGAGGAAGAUGUGGAGAUGGCGCAAGACUCGGAUUCCUCUGAUGAUGUCGAUGCGGAAGGUGAGGCAGACGGCGACUACGACUCUGAAUCACCGCCGCCGGAGCAGGCAGAGAGCGACGACGCCCGCAGCUCAGCCUCUCAAGAGUCCAGCAGACCGUCGAAACGGAAGGCAAGCCCAGAAGGAGAUGACUACAUCACACAGAAUCCCGAGCUGUAUGGCCUGCGUCGUAGCGGUCGCGCCAGGCCUCAUCGUCGAGUCGUCGAUAGCAGCGAUGAAGAGGAUGAAUCUGGCUCUGAUAUGCCUCGCAAGCGACAGCGCACAGCCUCGCGCAAAGCGUCUAAGCAACCCACACCCGUCUUUCGAUCAGCAGACUCUGAGUCUGACUCUGAUGGCUACGUUGGCCCUCGUCGUAGCAUGCCCAGCAAGAAGGACCGACGACGGCAACUGCUCGUGGCCCAAGGAUCGCUGCCCCCGUCACAAGCGGAGGUCCGCUUCUCCUCGCGGCGCACUGCACAAGCUACCAAUUACAACGAAGAAGAGGAUGAAGAUUCCUUCCUAGAAUCUGAAGAUGAGAACACACCCGCCUAUUGGGCCAAUGUGCCUGAAGAGACCGGUCCCAUCAUCGACAAGGUGCUCGAUCAUCGCCCACCAGAGGGAACAGAAGUCGACCCCUCGUACGCCGAGAAGAAGGACUUCGAGUACCUUAUCAAAUGGCAAGACAAAGCACAUUAUCACUCUACAUGGGAAGAUUACCGGACAGCAGCCUCAUAUAAAGGCUUUCGGAAGCUGGAUAACUACUUCAAAGGUCCCGUCAUGGCUGACAUGUACGCUACCUACCGAAGGAAGCAAGAGCCUGAGGAGUACGAGCAGCACAUGGUUGCCCGUGAGACUGAGCGUCAAAGCCAGCUUGACUUCCAAGUCGUCGAACGUGUCAUUGAUUCACAAGAUGGUGAAGAUGAGACGGAGUAUUUCGUCAAGUGGAAAGGUCUGACAUACGAGUUCUGCACAUGGGAGCCUGCUUCCCUGGUCAGCCGUCUUUCGCAGAUCGAGAUCGACCGUUUCCUCGACCGCUCCUCGAAUCGUCCCUUGUCCGACUUGAGUGAGUCGAACAUAAAGACAAGACGGAAGUUCGUGAAACUCGACGACCAGCCUGAUUAUAUCAAGUUCGGCCGUUUGAGACCUUUCCAGUUGCAAGGCGUGAACUUCCUUGCACACAACUGGUGUAGGGGAACCAAUGUCAUCCUAGCUGACGAGAUGGGUCUCGGCAAGACUGUGCAGACCGUCUCAUUCAUGAACUGGCUGCGCCAUGAUCGGGGUCAAGACGGGCCGUUCAUCUGCGUCGUGCCUCUUUCGACAAUGCCGGCCUGGGCUGAUACCUUCAACAACUGGACACCCGACAUCAACUAUGUCAUCUACACAGGCAGAGAAGAUGCACGAAGCAUCAUUCGAGACAAAGAACUUCUCGUCGAUGGCAAUCCCAGGAAAAUCAAAUUCAACGUCUUGUUGACGACAUACGAAUAUGUUCUUGCGGAUUGGCAGUUUCUGUCGAGUAUCAAAUGGCAGUUCCUCGCCGUCGAUGAGGCGCACAGACUAAAGAAUCGCGAGUCUCAAUUGUAUGAGAAGCUGCGAGGAUUCAGCGCUCCAAGUCGACUUCUCAUUACGGGCACCCCAAUCCAGAACACCCUGGGUGAAUUAUCUGCGUUGAUGGACUUCCUCAUGCCAGGCAAGAUCACUGUCGAUGAAGAAGUCGACCUUGCGUCAGAGGACGCAAGCCACAAGCUCGCCGAGCUUAGCGAUGCAAUUCAGCCGUACAUGAUUCGCCGUACGAAAGAGAAAGUCGAGAAUGACUUGCCACCUAAGUCUGAAAAAAUUCUUCGCGUUGAACUGUCGGACAUCCAGCUGGAGUAUUACAAGAACAUCCUCACUCGGAACUACGAGGCUCUCAACGAGGGCGGUUCUGGCCAGAAGCAGUCCUUGUUAAACAUUGUCAUGGAGCUGAAGAAAGCCAGUAACCACGCCUUACUCUUCCCAAACGCCGAGGCAAAAUUCAUAAAAGGCGAUGCUACCAAGGACGAGACCUUGAAGGCCCUCAUCACUACGAGUGGAAAGAUGAUGUUGUUAGAUCGACUUCUGACCAAGCUCAAGAAGGAUGGUCAUCGUGUGCUGAUCUUCAGCCAGAUGGUUCACAUGCUGGACAUCUUGACAGAUUACCUCAAACUCCGAAACUACACAUAUCAGCGCCUGGAUGGAACUGUCCCUGCGAGCGAGAGGAAAAUUGCAAUAGACCACUUCAACGCUCCUGGAAGUGACGAUUACUGCUUUCUCUUGUCAACUCGUGCCGGUGGGCUGGGCAUCAACUUGAUGACGGCUGACACGGUCGUUCUCUUUGAUUCGGAUUGGAAUCCCCAGGCUGAUCUGCAAGCUAUGGCUCGAGCUCAUCGUAUUGGUCAACAGAAGCCUGUGAGUGUCUAUCGUCUCGUCUCGAAGGAUACGAUCGAAGAGGAGAUUCUGGAGCGAGCUCGGAACAAGCGUAUGCUGGAGUUCAUCACCAUUCAGCGUGGUGUCACAGAUCGCCAGCAAAAAGAGUUGAACGACAAAAUGAGUCGUGCUGCUACCGAACCAAACUCUGCAGACGACAUCAAUAAUAUCCUGAAGCGCCGUGGCCAGAAGAUGUUUGAGCAGUCAGGGAACCAGAAGAAGCUUGAAGAGCUUGACAUUGACUCGGUCCUCGAAAACGCCGAAGAACAUAAGACUGAGCAGGCUGCAGGUUUGACCUCUGACGGCGGUGCAGAGUUUCUUAAGAACUUUGAGUAUACCGAUGUCAAGAUUGACCUCGAGUGGGACGAUAUUAUUCCCAAGGAAGAGCUGGAGGUUGUGAAAGCCGAGAUCCAGCAGCGCAAGGACGAGGAGCAAACCCAAAAACUCCUUGAUGAGAGUGCUCCCCGCAAACGUAAGGCAGCCUCCGCGAGUGCACGCGAGCAACGCGCGGCGAAGAAGCGCGCUAUGGAGGCUUCCCGAGAUGUUGACGUGGACGACGAUGAGCCGUCAGAGGAUGACAACGUCAAACGUGACCCAAAGCGCCCUCUAAACACAAAAGAGACACGGAACCUGAUUCGUGCCUAUGAGCGAUACGGUUCCCUCGACGAGCGGGCUGAAGAGAUGCUCAAGGCCGCGAAACUGAGCGGUCGUGACAUGAACGUCGUCAGCAAUACCCUCAACCAAGUCAUCACCACCAGCCAAGAUCUUGUUAAACAAGAGCAAGCAAGGCUUAAGAAGCUGGAGGCCGACGAGAACCGUGCUAUCACGAAGAAGGACAAGAAGGCUGUACUAUUCGACUUCAAUGGCGUGAAGAAGCUGAAUGCUGAGACGAUCAUCGAUCGACCCAUUGAGAUGCGUAUCCUUAAAGAGGCAGUUGAGGGCGUGCAAGAUUGGCAUAAUUUCCGCAUCGCGGAUGCUAUCAAGCCAGCAAACUACUCAUGCCCUUGGGGUGCUCGCGAGGAUGGGAUGCUUAGCGUAGGUAUUUCCCGUCACGGUUAUGGUGCUUGGGUGCAGAUUCGGGACGACCCCGAACUAGGAUUGACGGACAAGUUCUUCUUGGAGGAACACCGUGUCGACAAGAAGGAGGAGCGGACCAAAGGCGACGAGAAGAAUGCGAAGUCCCCUGGUGCUGUGCACUUGGUUCGCCGUGCCAACUAUCUCCUUACUGUCCUCAAAGACAAGACGGGUGCCGAUCCCAACGCCAAGCGCCUCAUGGAAAACCAUCAUCGCAACAACAAGAAGCAUCACUUGAGCGCUGCUCGCCGGACCGACAAGGCAUCCAGCGUUUCAGCGAGUCCUGCGCCUGCUGGUCACGCCAGAAAGGUGGUAUCGCGCGAUCUCAGUCGUCCACUUCAACGCACACACAGCAACAGCGAGAAUCGACGGUCUGAGGGUCGACCUGACCACCGACAACACGACAAGCCUAGACAUAGUGACCAGUACCGCCCUUCCGAAACGCCCCGCAAUCGCGACGAUCGAGGCAGUGUUGACAGACGUUCGGAGCACCCUGAACGCACCGAUACACCAGAAUUCCGGCGAAAGGUCAGUGGUGAUUUAGAGCGACAACGGUCUAGAGAAGAUCGACCGCGUCCCUCGGAAGAACGACCUCGUGCGCCAAGUCAGGGUCAAAACCCCAACCGUAGUGUCGACUUGACUCCUAAGAUGAGCAAGGAGAAGAAGCCUGAAGAUUUCGUAGAGCGUAAGAUGCGACCAGUGCGCGACAAUCUCAGCCGUCUGAAGAAGGCGACGGCAAAGAACUAUCCACAGAAAGAGACUAUGGUCAAAGUGCUCAAGACCGAGUUGAUUGCUAUUGGCAACUUCAUCCGUGCAGAGACCCGUGAGAACGCCGAGCUGGAGGAGCGUCUGUGGAACUACAUGGUUAACAACCACUGGCCACGCACCGGCGUCACGGUUCCCCAGGUCAAGGGAAUGUACAGCAAAAUGCGAAGCUCUGAAAUGAACGGCAAACAGUCCACAACCCCACAACAGAGCAACGGGCAGAAGACAAAAUCGUAG
This is a messenger RNA of Ascochyta rabiei, 4920 nucleotides long. RefSeq names its product DNA helicase. Gene Ontology annotation, cellular component: chromatin; nucleus. The record is from RefSeq and is a predicted model, not a curated record. Bases 1 to 4920 code for a protein of 1639 amino acids. The transcript is spliced from 7 exons. Lineage: Eukaryota; Fungi; Ascomycota; Dothideomycetes; Pleosporales; Didymellaceae. Gene Ontology annotation, molecular function: DNA binding; ATP hydrolysis activity; ATP binding. Gene Ontology annotation, biological process: nucleosome organization; regulation of transcription by RNA polymerase II.